Musa acuminata AAA Group (dessert banana) is the source of this 2789-nucleotide messenger RNA. RefSeq lists its product as uncharacterized. The transcript has 3 exons. The record is from RefSeq and is a predicted model, not a curated record. The coding region runs from base 360 to 1622 and encodes 420 amino acids. NCBI's taxonomy places the organism in Eukaryota, Viridiplantae, Streptophyta, Magnoliopsida, Zingiberales, Musaceae.
UUUUAAGUGGAAAUGUGAGCUCAAGCCGCCCCCUCUUUUCCACACAGACAAGCUACAAAGAACCAACUCCACCUUUUCUUCCUCCUCCCUUUCACAACUCUCCUCUCCCUCUCUCCCUGCCUUUACUCUCUCUCUCUCUCUCUCUCUCUCUCUCUCUCUCUCUCUCUCUCUAACCGCUCCUCUCUUCCAUCUCUUUCCCACUCCUUCCAGGAGUGGUUGCUUUUUGAUCUGCUGAACUUUUCUUCCCAAUUCCUAGAAUGAUCACCUUCGUCUUCCUCUCUCCUUGUUCCUCUUGAAUCACUUGUUGUAUCUCUCUUCCCUCCAACAUAUAUAAUAUAGUCUCCUCCUCUCUUCCCUUAAUGGACUCAGCCAACAGUAGCAGCCUUCACUCCUCCAGUGGUGGAGGCGGUGAUGAUGAGUUUGAUUCCCGCACCGGCUCCUUUUCCGCCUUCUUCCACUCCUCCACUGCAACCUCCGCUAGCGCUGCAUCCGCCCUUCGACCAGCACCGCCACCCUCUUCCUCCUACCCCCGCAGCCACCACUUCCUUGACUCCCUCUCCAGCAUCGACUCCACCCCUCUCCUCCCCCCCUCCCCCGCCGCCAUGGCCUCUCAUGGUGUCGGCUUCGGUGUCAGAGUGGGUCCCUCGUCGGUGCAACCACUUGGUCAGUCAAACGUCGCCGCCGCCGCAACCGCACUGACGAGGGGCUCCAAGAAACGUUCCAGGGCAUCGCGGCGAGCCCCGACGACGGUGCUCACAACCGACACCUCCAACUUCCGCGCCAUGGUGCAAGAAUUCACCGGCAUCCCCUCCCCUCCCUUCGCCGCCUCCCCGUCCUCCUCCUUCGCCCGCGCUCGUCUCGACCUCUUCCACUCUGCCACUGCCUUCCGUUCCUGCUCUGACCCUCCGCCGCCAGUCUCGUCUUUCCUGUUCCCUCGCCCCUUCAUGCAACAGGUUCUGUCCCCUUCUCUCGUUCCCAUCUCUUCUGCUUCCUCUGCUAAUGCUAGUGCUACUAUCUCCAAUGCUAUUGCUGCAACUAGCAAUACUAUCUCCAAUGCCCAUUCUACUACUAGUAAUAGCAUCAAUCCAUCUAGUAGCAAUAGCUACCAGCUACCUUCGUCUGUACUUGGCCUUGCUAGCCAAAACCAACAUCUUCUCGACCCAAGCCUUACAAUCCAACCGCUCCUCCAACCUUCGUCUGCACUUGGCCUCGGUAGCCAAAGCCACCCUCUUUUGAACCCAAGCCUUACGUUCCAAUCGCUCCUCCAACCUUCACUUCAUGCAAAGAGCAACCUGCCUGCCAUGCCAGCAGACUUGGACACCAGACCUCUAACCAGAGGGCACGCCGGUUAUGCUUUGAACGAGCUCGGACUCCCAACGAGGCUUGCCGCAUCCCAAGGCACGCACUCGGUCCAUGCUGCUGUGUCAGGACAGGACGGCGGCAGGGAUCGAGCAUCACCAAGGCCGAUACUCAUCGGUAACUACAGUUCUGGCUCACACCAAAGAGUGAGCAGUAAUCACAAGGCGAACUACUCCCGAUCGAGUUCGUCGGAGUUCAAUGCGGAGAAUGUGACAGACGGCGUUACGGCGAUGAGGGGCGAAGUGAUGCAUGUACUUCUUUGAUACUUGUCGUAGAACCCUAGGGAGGGAGAUGGAGAUGAGAUGUAGAUUACGGACUCGGUUGCAGCUCAAAAUGAGGAUCGGCGCACUGGAUGGGCGCGUCUUCCGGCGAGAUUUAAGGAACUGGUAGCCGCUGAAUUCUUUGAAAUCCACAACAGGAACACCUCCAAGCCAUUAAAGCCUACGAGGCAAAUACUAUAUCCUCUUUAGAAGCUAUUACUCCACAUGAGGUUCCACUGAUAUGCCGUCCAAACCUAAUAAACAACAGCGCUGACAACAAACGUGUUUGCAGUGUCAACUUAAAGAACAAGAAUUGAAAGGCUCCCUAGCUCGAUGCCCUCUCUCACCCAAAAGGAAUUUAAUAAGGCCAUAGAAAGGUCUGUGAUUGCUAUGUCGAUGUCAAGUAAUCAGCCAAAGUGGUUUCUGCCUACUUGCUUGUCUACUCAUCUGUCGCCAAGGAAAAGUAUCAAUGGCUAUAGUCAUGCCUUCAUGUAGAGAGCUGUGUGGCACAGUUCUACGAGGAGAUGAGGAGGUUGUGGAAGACCCGGCACAGGGGGAAAAGGUGAGUAAUAUGAUAUUGAACACAGCUGAUUGAUUGACUAAAGUGGGAAUGGUUAAAAAAGAUGUGGUUUUGGGAUAUAUUGGGUGGCCUUUUGAGGUGUGAUGUGACAUGCUUUGAAAUCAUGAAUGGCCCAUGACAGGAAAUAACCAGUUCCUUAGCAAUGAUGACUUCCCAUUCCUCUGAAACUCAUGUGAGGGAGGCUGCACUGGGAGGGCCUCCCUCUUCCUCCCUUCUUCCCACUGGGGUUAGAAUACCUACAAUUCAGAGCCAACCAGAAAGAAAUAAAGCUUUUCAGCAUCUCGAAAGACUGGCAAGUGGCAACCACACUCCACUCACUGGUAGCAUGUUGUGUCAUUUUCCAAUGUUUGGUGGCACAGCAAAUUAACAGUAUAUAUUUUCUGUGCCAAAAAACCCUUGUUCUUCAGGCAAAUUUCAUAGUGAGUCAAGAACUAGGAUGCAUGGAAAUUAAACUUUGUGUUGCUGCGGGUAUGUUAUACAUGGUAUGAGCAUGGAUAUGAUUAAGUUUUUUCAGAGAUUUCACUGUAUGUUCUGCUACAUAUAAUGCAGUCCAGAAGAGCAGAAGCUCCAAAGGGCACAUUGUAAGAUCA